Messenger RNA from Westerdykella ornata, 1614 nucleotides. RefSeq lists its product as uncharacterized. NCBI's taxonomy places the organism in Eukaryota, Fungi, Ascomycota, Dothideomycetes, Pleosporales, Sporormiaceae. Bases 1 to 1614 code for a protein of 537 amino acids. The record is from RefSeq and is a predicted model, not a curated record. The transcript is spliced from 2 exons.
AUGGCGACCUCCCGCGACGCACCGAAUCCUCUGCGGCCUUAUUAUAUUCCUCCCUCAAUUGGGCCGCCGCCCGAUCUGCCUCCAAAUUCCACCUCUGCCCUCUCACACGGCCACCGCUCUCCCAAGCCCAGCUUUGGCAGCCAGGCACGCGAUAUCCUUUCUGAUCUCGACUAUGAUUCGUAUUUUGCGGACAGCUCGCCCAGUCUGGCCGAGCAUGCGCGUCGAUUCGUGGAUCGAGCUUUGUGGAGUUACACCUCCGUGCUACUAGCACAACCAUUCGAGGUUGCGAAGACCAUCUUGCAGAUACACCAGGCGGCAGGGCAGGCACCUCCGGGGCUGAUGCUGAAUGGGGAGGAGUACCGGAGUAGGCCCAAUUCCUUCGCUAGUGGCAAGUACGAGGAUUAUCCAUCUGACGAAGAAUCGGACGAGGAUUCGCCAGGCUACUUCACAACCACCGCACCGCGUGUUCCCGAACCAUUCUCCCUCUCGGAGCGAUCAUAUUCUCGUUCCCCGGAAAGACGGCCACGGCGUCGAGCACCCAGCCGAUCCAACACAUCAACACCCACCCAACCACCCCCUAUUCCACAUCGCAAACUCGAUCUCCGAAAGUCAGAUGCUCUUCUGGAGGUGAUUGGUCAGCUGUGGCAGAAAGAGUCGGCUUGGGGUGUCUGGAAAGGAACCAACGUCACAUUCGUCUACAACUUUCUGCUGAAGACGACAGAGAGCUGGACCCGUAGUUUCUUAUCCGCGCUUCUGAACGUUCCAGAUCCAGGCUUUAUGGGCGGCUCCGCUAGCGGUAUCGGAGGCCUGGACAUCAUAGACAGCCAUAGCCCUCUCCUUUCUCUCUCAGUCGCGGUGGCCGCCUCUGCCCUUGCCGCCGUGGCACUGGCACCGCUGGAUCUCGUUCGUACCAGGCUCAUAGUCACUCCAACUUCUCUUCCCCCUCGCACAAUUUGGCCCUCGCUAUCCCUUUUGCCCUCCCUCUCCAUUCCAACCGACAUACUGCCCGUCACCCUCCUCCACGCUACACUCCCAACCUUGAUCUCCUCCUCGAGUCCUCUCGUCCUCCGCUCCACCUUUUCUGUCGACCCCGUGAUCACCCCCACGGCCUAUUCCUUUGCAACCUUCAUCUCCUCUACCCUCGAGCUCUUCGUCCGCCUUCCUGUCGAAACCGUUCUCCGCCGUGGCCAGGUUGCUGUUCUCCAAGAACAAGAAAACCGGCGCCUAUCAGAGGCUUAUCGUAGCCUACCCACCGGCCCCGAGGUCAGCCGAUCCUCAAGUAGAGUAUCAGGAUACAUGGAGAAAGAGGAUUCCGCAUCGCGCACUUUCAAGACCAUAGUGGAGCCCGGACCGUACCGCGGCAUCUUUGGCACGAUGUGGUUUAUCGUCCGGGAAGAAGGCGUGCAGAUUGUCGGCCCGGGUGCAGCCAAGAUGGCGGCUCAGCAGCAGCAGCCUCAGCCUGGGUCACGAACGCCUGCGGGAUACUCAUCGAGGACGCGCGUGCGGAGGGGGCAGGGUGUGCAUGGGCUUUGGAGGGGGUGGAGAGUGGGUUUUUGGGGGCUGGUGGGCGUUUGGGGUGCUGCUGCUUUGGGUGGUGGAGGUGGGGAGUUUUAA